AUGGCCCUGGAGCUGAGGCCUCAGGAGCCCAGCAGUGUGCUGGCCGACGCCCUGGGCUAUCAGCUGCCUCCCGCCCGAGUGACCUUGACUCCUGAGAAGCGAGCCAGGCAGCUGGGACAGCGGGUACGGCGAUGGCACCGGCGCCGCUGUGGGACGACCCCCGACCACCAGGGCAGUGAGCUGCGGGUGGCCCUCACCUUCCCCGAGGUGGCUGCGCCGAUGUGGCUGUCUCAGCUGUGGCUCUGUCCCGCUGCCUUCACCCCAGCCUUGCCUGUGCGCGGUGGCGCUGCUGUGUGGCUGUGCCUGCCGGGCUGCGCCCCUCUCCUCCGGCUGUCAUGCCCCCGGUCCCACCCUGACACCCUUCUGCCCCUCCAGGUCUCAGCCCCCUAUGAGGUGCCGCUGGGGCUGCCCCCAGAGCCCGCGCGGGUGAAGGCGGCGGCGACACGAGAGAGCACCGGGGCACUGAAGGCUUGGCUGGCACGACACCCCAGGAACCCCUAUCCCAGCAAGGGGGAGAAGGUGAUGCUGGCUGUGGUCAGCCGGAUGAGCCUCACCCAGGUCUCCACCUGGUUCGCCAAUGCCCGCCGGCGCCUCAAGAAGGAGAAAAAGGCGAGCUGGGCCACACACAGCGCCUCAGAUGGCGAGGACAGCGAGGGCGAGGGGGUCCCGUCGGGUGCUGUCCCCAUUCCCAGUUCCAGCCCCGUGCAGGAUGGGUGUGGGGGCAGCCCCGAGGUGACAACAGGCCCUGGGCAGGACAAGCAACCGCAGAAACCCAAGAUCUGGAGUGUGGCCGAGAUGCUGGAAUCUUCCCCCAGCAAGAACAGGUGUCUCCCGGGGGUGCCAGUGGUGCUGGAGCAGGUAUAGGGCUGGGACAGUCACGUCCUGUCCCCAAGGGCAUGACAGGAGCGACAGCCAUGGGACCCAGCAACUGCCUCACCAAGG
Molecule: messenger RNA, 942 nt
Organism: Pyrgilauda ruficollis (rufous-necked snowfinch)
Lineage: Eukaryota; Metazoa; Chordata; Aves; Passeriformes; Passeridae
Product: iroquois-class homeodomain protein IRX-3-like
Exons: 3
Coding region: 1-864 (287 amino acids)
Biological process (GO): neuron differentiation; cell development; regulation of transcription by RNA polymerase II
Cellular component (GO): nucleus
Molecular function (GO): DNA-binding transcription factor activity, RNA polymerase II-specific; RNA polymerase II cis-regulatory region sequence-specific DNA binding
Source: RefSeq, a predicted model, not a curated record